AUGCAUUUCUCUACGCUUUUACUGCCAAUUGCGGCCUCCUUGGCUGCUGCGGUCCCAACUUCCAGCGGAGCAACAAGCAAGCCUACAGUCGCUCUUGACUAUACCACUCUCCAAGCUGCUGCUGGAAACAGUACCCUCGGAUACUACAAAUACCAGAACAUUCGAUUUGCGGAGGUCCCAACCGGAAAACUGCGCUUCGCAAAGCCUCAGUGGCCUUCGACCGAGACCGGCAUCAACAAUGGCACAACAUACGCCACUGCCGAUGUCGACUGCUCAUCCGAGGAAGACUGCCUCUACAUGGAUGUCUGGGCCCCAGCCAAUGCAAAGGGCAAGAAGCUACCCGUGAUGGUCUGGACAUAUGGUGGUGGAUUUACCGGCGGCUCGAAGUCGGAGAACACACCCGAAGGUCUUUUCGACCUGUCGAAGGAAUUCAUCUUCGUCUCUUUCAACUAUCGUCUCGGAAUCACCGGCAUUGCGAACUCGGUGACUGCCACUCACCAGGGCGCCACCGAUAACGUCGCUCUGUACGAUGUCGAGCAUGCUUUCAAAUGGGUCCAGAAGUAUAUCAGCAACUUCGGCGGCAACCCGGACGAUGUCACUUCUUUCGGCUUCUCCGCUGGUGGAAGUAUGCCUCUCUUCAUGAUAACUCGCUAUGGCGGUCACAAUGAGCAGCUCUUCCACAAAGCCUACGUGACUUCCCCGGGCUUCGUCCCCGGCGCCGGCCACCACCAAGGCGAAGUCUUCUGGCAAAACGUCUCCACAGCCGUCGGAUGCACUGGCGGCGACCUUGCCUGCAUGCGCAGCGUUUCUUUCACCAACUUGACCGAUGCCGCGACCGAUGUCUACGACGACUACGGCUACCAGUUCCAGCCCCGUGUUGACGGCGACUUUGUGGCCGACACGUAUGAGUCUCAGCUUUACCAGGGUCGAUUCAACUGGACCGGUCCGUUGGUGAUUACACACGAGCAGCACGAGAACAACGGCUCGCCGACUUCGGGCGUGAACACGACCGCAGAUGUGGAGAGCGAACUCCGCGCCUUCUUCCCCAGUAUCACCGAUGAUGUCGUCAAGGAGAUCAUGGAGCUUUACCCUGCUUCUGAUUACUCAAGCCCCGGGUACAGAUUCGCGGAUAUGAGGCAAUCUUUUGACCUUACUGCUCACGACUACGCUGUCACGCGCGCUCUCAACAAUAACACCUGGAAUGCAAUGGUUGCCCUUGAGCAGGCUACUCACGGCACUGACCAGAGUUACUACUGUAAGAAACUCUUCAUAUGGAACCCCCUCGAGUCGAUUUAA
Penicillium manginii is the source of this 1296-nucleotide messenger RNA. RefSeq lists its product as uncharacterized. Lineage: Eukaryota; Fungi; Ascomycota; Eurotiomycetes; Eurotiales; Aspergillaceae. The record is from RefSeq and is a predicted model, not a curated record. Bases 1 to 1296 code for a protein of 431 amino acids. The transcript has a single exon.